UUCACUCCCGGAAUAAACUCAUCCCGCUGAAGCUGGCAGCCAUUUCUUCUUCUUCUUCAAUAUCUGUGUCGGCGGUGCAGGGCUGUUGCUUCUGAAAUCGCUCUGCGGUUUGUGUUUUGAUUUCCACUAGCAAGCCGUCGCGCACAAGCACCCGCCAGCAUGUCAGCCUUCGUAGAGAGCGAGGCUGAGGAGUCAGAGGAAGAGUACGACGAGGAGGGCGAUGUUCAGCCCAGGAGGGCCAAGAAGUUUGCAGGAGUGCAGGAAGAGGAGGAGGAGGAGGAGGAGGAGGAGGAAGAGAACCCAGAAGACCAGGACGAGCACGGGAACCUCCGGGGGCUGAUCGACGAUGACGUCGUGGAUGAUGAGGAGGAGGAGGAGGAGGAAGAUGAUGAUGAAGGAGCCAGCGACUCUGCGGAGGAGGUUGGGCACCGGAAGAGAAAACGCAGUUUUGAUCGCCUGGAUGAUGAUGAUCUUGACCUCAUUGAGGAAAAUUUGGGAGUCAAAGUGAAAAGGCAGAAGUUCCGGCGUGUGCGAAAGAUGUCUGACGAUGAGGAUGAGGAGGAAGACGAAGUCCGUGAGGGCCACGAGAAGGACCUGAUCGCAGAGGAGAUCUUCCAGGGGGCGGAGGGGGAGGAGGGGGAGGUGAUCGAGGGGCCCAUCCACGGACACGACGAGGAUGAGGAGGAGGAAGACGAAGAAUCCGAUAUUGAUGACUUCAUUGUGGAUGAUGAUGGCCAACCCCUAAAGAAGCCAAAAUGGAGAAAGAAGCUGCCAGGAUACACAGACGCGGCUCUUCAAGAAGCCCAGGAGAUCUUCGGCGGGGACUUUGAUUUCACAGAGUUUGAGCACGAGGGCUACGACGAUGUGGAGGAGGAAGAGGAAGAGCCCGAGGAUGAGGCGUGGGACCGGCCCAAGAAACAGACCAAGAAGAGGGUGGGCCGCCGCAGCAUCUUCGAGAUCUACGAGCCCAGCGAGCUGGAGAGCAGCCACCUGACUGACCAGGACAAUGAGAUCCGCUCGACGGACAUGCCUGAGCGCUUCCAGCUGCGAACGAUACCGGUGAAACCAGCAGAAGAUGACGAGCUGGAGGUAGAAGCUGAUUGGAUCUACAGGAACGCCUUUUCCACACUUACCAUCUCCAUACAGGAGAGCUCGGACUACCUGGAUCGUGGCACAACCAGUAACUUCAGCAGGAAAGGCCCCAGCACUAUCCAGAAGAUCAAAGAAGCCCUCAACUUCAUGAGGAACCAGCACUUUGAGGUCCCAUUUAUUGCGUUCUACAGAAAGGAAUAUGUGGAACCGGAGCUCAAUAUCAACGAUCUGUGGAAAGUUUGGCAGUGGGAUGAAAAGUGGACUCAGCUGAAGACCCGCAAGCAGAACCUGACCCGCUUGUUCCAGAAGAUGCAGGCGUUCCAGUUCGAGCAGAUCUCCGCCGAUCCAGACAAACCGCUGGCAGAUGGGAUCAGACCUCUCGACACUGCAGACUUGGAGAGAUUAAAAGAUGUCCAGUCCAUUGAUGAGCUGAGAGACGUCUACAACCACUUCCUGCUGUACUAUGGUCGUGACAUUCCCAAGAUGCAGAAUGCAGCAAAAGCCAGUAAAAAGAAACUGAAGAAAAUCAAGGAAGUUUCCGAAGAGGAUGGUGAGCAGGAUGCUGAGGUAGAGGAAGAGGAGGAAGAGGAGGAGGAGGGACGGAAAGGACCUGAUCUGAAGCUGGCUUCUCGCAGAGACAUGUACUCGAUCUGUCAGACUGCAGGGCUGGAUGGUCUUGCCAAAAAGUUUGGUCUGACUCCGGAGCAGUUUGGUGAGAACCUGCGAGACAGCUACCAGCGGCACGAGACGGAGCAGUUCCCAGCUGAGCCUCUGGAGCUGGCUAAGGAUUACGUCUGCAGUCAGUUCUCAAGCCCGGAGGCCGUGCUGGAGGGGGCGCGUUACAUGGUGGCCAUGCAGAUCGCUCGGGAGCCUCUGGUUAGACAUGUGCUCAGACAGACGUUCCAGGAAAGAGCCAAGAUCAACAUCAAGCCCACCAAGAAGGGCAAGAAGGAAGUGGAUGAAGCCCACUAUGCUUAUUCAUUCAAAUACCUGAAGAACAAGCCAGUGAAGGAGCUGAGUGGAGACCAGUUUCUCAAAAUGUGCCUGGCAGAAGAGGAGGCGUUGCUGGCCAUAGACAUCUGCAUUGAUAUGAAGGGAGUCAAAGGGUACAGCGAGCAGACGUAUUUCGACGAGAUCAAGCAGUUCUAUUACCGUGAUGAGUUCAGUCACCAGGUUCAGGAAUGGAACAGGCAGAGAACCCUGGCCAUUGAGAGAGCACUGAAGCAGUUCAUCUACCCGCAGAUGGCCAAAGAACUCAAGAACAAGCUGAUCUCCGAGGCUAAAGAGAACAUCAUCAAGGGCUGCAGCAGAAAGCUGUAUAACUGGUUGAAAGUUGCUCCAUACCGCCCGGAUCAGCAGGUGGAAGAGGACGAGGAUUUCAUGGACGACAAUCCGGGCAAAGGAAUGAGAGUGAUGGGAGUGGCCUUCGCUCCAGGCAGGGAUACCCCUGUGUUCUGCUCCCUCAUUAACGGAGAAGGAGAAGCCACUGACUUCCUGCGCUUGCCAUACUUUUUGAAGAGAAGGAAUGCGUGGCGCGAAGAAGAAAGAGAAAAGAAGUUGCAAGACCUAGAAACCUUGAAAAAGUUCCUGUUGAGCAAGAAACCGCACGUGGUUGCUGUUGCAGGAGAAAAUAGGGAUGCCCAUAUGAUCAUGGAAGAUAUCAAACGAACCAUCAACGAGCUGGAACAGGAGCAGCAGAUUCCCACCAUCGGCGUGGAGCUGGUCGACAGUGAACUGGCUGUGCUGUACAUGAACAGCAGGAAAUCAGAGAAUGACUUCAGAGACUACCCUCCAUUGCUGCGACAGGCAGUAUCGAUCGCUCGAAAGAUCCAGGACCCUCUGGUGGAGUAUGCCCAGGUCUGCAGCUCGGAUGAGGAUAUUCUGUGUUUGAAGCUACACCCUCUUCAGGAACAUGUGGUGAAGGAGGACCUUCUGAGCGCUCUGUACUGCGAGUUUAUAAACAGAGUUAACGAGGUGGGAGUGGAUGUGAACCGGGCUAUCGCUCACCCAUACACUCAGAGCCUGGUCCAGUAUGUCUGCGGGCUGGGGUCUCGCAAAGGGUCUCAUCUCAUCAAGAUCCUGAAGCAGAAUAACACCAGACUGGAGAACAGGACCCAGCUCGUCACAAUGUGCCACAUGGGACCAAAAGUAUUCAUCAACUGUGCGGGCUUUAUCAAAAUUGAUACAGCAUCCCUAGGGGACAGCACUGACUCGUACAUCGAGGUGCUGGACGGCUCGCGGGUGCACCCGGAGACCUACGAGUGGGCGCGGAAGAUGGCGGUGGACGCGCUGGAGUACGACGAGUCCGCGGAGGACGCCAAUCCCGCCGGGGCCCUGGAGGAGAUCCUGGAAAACCCGGAGAGGCUGAAGGAUCUGGACCUGGACGCCUUCGCAGAGGAGCUGGAGAGGCAGGGCUAUGGGAACAAGGGUAUAACACUGUAUGAUAUCCGUGCUGAGCUAAGCUGCAGGUACAAGGAUCUAAGAGCCACGUACCGGCCUCCUAACACAGAGGAGAUCUUUAACUUGCUGACUAAGGAAACGCCAGAGACCUUCUAUAUAGGUAAACUGAUCACCAGCAUCGUGACAGGCAUAGCUCACAGGCGACCCCAGGGCGAGAGCUACGACCAGGCUAUCAGAAAUGACGAGACGGGCCUGUGGCAGUGCCCCUUCUGUCAGCAGGAUAACUUCCCUGAGCUCAGUGAGGUCUGGAAUCACUUUGACAGCGGGUCCUGUCCCGGCCAGGCUAUUGGAGUGAGGACUCGAAUGGAUAAUGGCGUUACAGGGUUUAUACCAACCAAAUUCCUCAGUGACAAAGUGGUGAAACACCCUGAGGAAAGAGUCAAGGUGGGAAUGACCGUGCACUGCAGGAUAAUGAAGAUAGAUAUUGAGAAGUUCAGCGUGGACCUGACGUGCCGGACGUCUGACUUGAUGGACAAGAGCAACGAGUGGAAGCUGCCCAAAGACACGUACUAUGACUUUGACGCCGAGGCAGAGGAUCUGAAGCUGGAAGAGGACGCCAAGAAGAAACAGCAGCGCACAACCUACAUAAAGAGAGUGAUCGCUCACCCGUCAUUCCACAACAUCAACUUCAAACAGGCGGAGAAGAUGAUGGAGACCAUGGACCAGGGUGACGUGAUCAUCCGGCCCAGCAGCAAGGGGGAGAACCACCUGACCAUCACCUGGAAGGUGGGGGAAGGCAUUUACCAGCACGUGGACGUCCGGGAGGAGGGCAAGGAGAACGCCUUCAGCUUGGGGCACACGCUCUGGAUAAACAAUGAGGAGUUCGAGGAUCUCGAUGAGAUCACGGCUCGUUACGUGCAGCCCAUGGCCUCGUUUGCACGUGAUCUUCUAAAUCACAAGUAUUUCCACGAUUGCAAUGGUGGAGAGAGAAAGAAAAUGGAGGAGCUUCUAAUAAAAGCCAAAAAGGAGAAGCCUGCGUUCAUCCCGUACUAUAUGUCUGCCUGUAGAGAGCUGCCUGGGAAAUUUUUACUGGGGUACCAGCCUCGUGGGAAGCCUAGGAUAGAGUUUGUAACCGUCACGCCCGAAGGAUACCGGUACAGGUCCCAGAUAUUCCCCUCUGUGAACGGACUCUUCCGCUGGUUCAAAGAUCACUACCAGGACCCUGUACCAGGUAUUACUCCAAGCAGCAGCAGCAGAACUAGAACCCCAGCCUCCAUGGGCACCACUCCAGCCAACAUUAACAUAGCAGACCUGACCCGCGCUGUGAACGCGCUCCCCCAGAACAUGACGUCUCAGAUGUUCAGCGCGAUCGCGGCUGUCACGGGGCAGAGUCAGAACCCCAACGCCACGCCAGCGCAGUGGUCCUCCAGUCAGUACGGGUACAGCGGCAGUGGAGGGGGCAGCGGCGGGGGGGGCAGCAGCGCCUACCAUGUGUUUGCCACUCCAGCACAGCAGCCUGUGGCGACCCCCUUGAUGACCCCCAGCUACUCGUACACCACCCCCAGCCAGCAGACCAUCACCACCCCCCAGUACCCCAGCAACACCACCCCCCAGUCCUCCCACGGGCCCCCUUCCUCCUCAUCAUCAUCCACCUCCUCCUCCAGGCACAGGCAGCAGGCAAAACAAAACUCUCAUACUGCCGUGGACUGGGGUAAGAUGGCAGAACAGUGGCUGCAAGAGAAGGAGGCGGAGAAGAGGAAACAGAAAACGAGGGUGACCCCGCGGCCGUCUCCCAGCCCCAUGAUCGAGAGCACGCCCAUGUCCAUCGCUGGGGAUGCCACGCCCCUGCUGGACGAGAUGGACCGGUAGAGGGGAGCCCAGGGGUGUCGCCGUCACAAUGGACUGCUUCCUCAGGACUAAAGCGGCUUUAUUUUGUGAGGAGCGGUCAGCAAUGAACUGAGGCUCUGAUCCUUAAACACUUUGCAGAAUAUGUGAAAUCAUCAGUGACCAACAAGCACUGGCUUCUGGCACCGGACCGCUAUAGAGUGUCACUGGAAUAUGGUUUGCUUAGUUUUUAUUUUAAGGGAGAGAAUAUAACUUUUUUUUUUUUUUUUUUUUUUUUAAUAAGAAUGGGAAUGCUGAACAAUUGACAUACAUGGAACAAGCUAAUGCUGAAUUGCAGUGCGUUAUUUUGUUGUUUCCUAAUCAGUGUCACCUUGAGCUAUAUAGAAAGUGCCGAAAAAACAGCAGAACAACCACCUGUGCGCUUCCCCGAAAGAGGCAGAACAUGCCUCGGGGGGGGGUCUGCGUGCAUGCAUCAUCAGAACUAAUAAUAAAAGAAUUUCAGUAUAUGUUCAUCUUGGGACUUUGCUUGUCAUAGUAACACCCUUUUUAAGACCCUGAAAACGGGAAGAAAUGGGUUUAUUAAGUUCGUUCUGUCUUCUGACAGCUGACAUUUUAAUUUAUAAGACUUGGCUGCAUAUCGGUUGAGUCUUGGUUUUGGGCAGAUCUCCCUGCAUCAGUAGUAAAGGACGCUUAGCAGCUUUUUUGACUUUACAAACCUGUAUCAUUUUAAUGUUUUUUUUUUUUGUUUGUUUAUUGUUUUCACAGUAUGAGGUAGGCAUGCUUUUAAAAACGACAAGGCUGUUGGUUUUCACAAGUUUUCAAAGCCAUCUUCUUUCACCCUGUGGGCUGUACAAUUUCAGAAAUGUUUUCCUUGCAUUGAAAAGGCUAUAUAACCCUUGUGAGUAUUUAAGUUAAAGGGGAUAUGCAAACAGUACUGAGCAGUACAGAGGCUGCUGGCAUCCAGUUGCGUUGUUCUUUAUCAGUGCGUUCGAACGUGCAUUUUGAAGCUUUAACGUCCUGAUCAGAAUUCCUAUCUGAAAUUCAGUUUACUCAACAAAACCCUGAUGAGGAGCGACGUGGAGUGGCUUGCAAAUGGUUCAUGCUGUCUGCACCGAGGUUCCCUCCGUUUGCAUUCCCAUUGUAAUCACAUGAGCUGUAAGCGUGUCCUUCUCACUAAUGCAGGAACUGCUGCCUGCAUGUGGUGCUGGUAGAAAUCUUGAUGAGACUCGGUUUGUGGUAUAUUACUGCUGUCAUGUUUUGUUUGUUUGUUUUUCCCCCUUUUGAUAAAAGUAAAAAUUCUACUUUUCAAAAUAGUCUCCCUGCCUCCCCUUCUUCAACCUGUCCUUGCAAUGUGUUUCCAUAUCGACGGCCUAAAGCAGGCGUGUCCACUCCCGGUCCUGCAGGGCCAUUCCACUCCAGGGUUAACAGCUCUGUUGGUGAACUUCUUCAGUCUCUGGAUGCAGGUUUAAUUGAUUCAGUUAAACGAUUUAGAACAGGUUUGGAGCAAAGAUCAGGAGCGUAAGAGCCAGCUUUGGCCACCCCUGGCCUAAAGCAAACCCUGGAGUGAAAUAACCCAACAGUUUCAGAUUUCUGUUCAUUUGUGUCUAAGGUACAAUGUGGAAUAUGUUAACACAGAGAUGAUCAGAAACCAGUAUAAAAGGGAUCUGUGCAUUCAAAUUGCCCUGGCAGUAAUCUGAUCCUUUUUAAGCAACUGUGGGUAAUUCAAAGGUUUUAAUAUGUAAUGUUGAUCACUCUUGCGUGAUCGUUUUGAAGUUCAAGAACCCACUGUUAUGUCUUAAUGUUACCAGCUUCAGCAUACUAAAACCUUAACCUUGACUACUAAUCUAUAUUACAAUGUCUACAGUCUGUUUCAUGUCAGCAUACAGUGGUGCAGGGUGUAUGUUUCUCAAUGAAUAAAGCCAUUAAGCAUGA
Molecule: messenger RNA, 7269 nt
Organism: Polyodon spathula (Mississippi paddlefish)
Lineage: Eukaryota; Metazoa; Chordata; Actinopteri; Acipenseriformes; Polyodontidae
Gene: supt6h
Product: SPT6 homolog, histone chaperone and transcription elongation factor
Exons: 37
Coding region: 160-5361 (1733 amino acids)
Biological process (GO): transcription elongation by RNA polymerase II; mRNA transcription by RNA polymerase II; transcription elongation-coupled chromatin remodeling
Cellular component (GO): transcription elongation factor complex
Molecular function (GO): DNA binding; nucleosome binding; histone binding
Source: RefSeq, a predicted model, not a curated record